Messenger RNA from Lineus longissimus, 939 nucleotides. RefSeq names its product trafficking protein particle complex subunit 2-like. The record is from RefSeq and is a predicted model, not a curated record. The transcript has 4 exons. Lineage: Eukaryota; Metazoa; Nemertea; Pilidiophora; Heteronemertea; Lineidae. The coding region runs from base 92 to 520 and encodes 142 amino acids. Gene Ontology annotation, biological process: endoplasmic reticulum to Golgi vesicle-mediated transport. Gene Ontology annotation, cellular component: cytoplasm; TRAPP complex; nucleus.
UCAAAAUGAAAAUGGUUGCCGACGGGAAAAAUAUUAGUUAUUCCAUUUCAGACGUGACACAAUCCGGAUAAAGAGCGACGAUAUCAGAACCAUGUCUGGCACAUUCUACUUUGUCAUUGUUGGUCAUCAUGACAACCCAGUAUUUGAGAUGGAGUAUCUGCCUCCGAAUAAGACACAUGAUCCAAAGAAAGAUGACCAUCGCCACUUAAACCAGUUCAUUGCACAUGCUGCGUUGGAUCUUGUGGAUGAACAGAUGUGGGCCACCAACAAUAUGUACCUCAAGAUUGUAGACAAAUUCAAUGAAUGGUUUGUCUCUGCAUUUGUUACCGCAGGCAGAAUGCGAUAUAUCAUGCUCCAUGAUGUGAGAAAUGAAGAUGGAAUAAAGAGCUUUUUCACUGACAUGUAUGAAACAUAUAUCAAGCUGUCCAUGAAUCCCUUUUACGAACCAAACACCCCAAUCAAAUCAGCCACAUUCGAAAAGAAGGCACAAUUUUUUGGAAGAAAGUAUCUUACUGGGUAAUCGUACACUCAUAUGAGAUAAUCUAUAACCAUUGCUUCAUGGGUGAGCAAGGACAUAGUUGUUGGAAGUCACCAGUCAGGUGAUGUUGCAGAUCAAGAGGAACUACUGAAAGGGAUUUCGUUCAUCUGUAAACCACUGCAACAAAUGAGCCUGCAGCAGCUGUUCAUGUUGAUGGACCAACUUUGGCAAUGCAAUUGUCAUUCUAAAAAGUGGAAAUAAAUUGGACGGUUAGCGAAGAUGACUCAACAAGUGUUGUAUCGAAUGUGACUGAGUUGUGUACUGUUUUCAUUCUGUAUACUUCCAUCUUGGUUAGAGCAAACUCGAUCACACCUGUGUAGGGAUUAGAUAUCAUCAAGUCUUUUAAAUAAAUGUGCAAUAUGCUGUGUCAAGUCAAUAAAUUAUGCCAGGUGUAAAGUAAA